Messenger RNA from Temnothorax curvispinosus, 4457 nucleotides. RefSeq names its product protein masquerade-like (gene mas). The coding region runs from base 1830 to 4148 and encodes 772 amino acids. The transcript has 11 exons. NCBI's taxonomy places the organism in Eukaryota, Metazoa, Arthropoda, Insecta, Hymenoptera, Formicidae. Gene Ontology annotation, biological process: proteolysis. The record is from RefSeq and is a predicted model, not a curated record. Gene Ontology annotation, molecular function: serine-type endopeptidase activity.
AGAGGUCGGUGUAAACUAGGCCACUGUAACAAUGCAUUUUUGGAUAUACAUUUAUAUCUUAUAUGAACUUUUUUGCUCAUUUUGAUGAGUAGAAUGUACCCCUGAAGUAGCGGUUUACACACAUUUAUGUUACACCUUGCAUAUACCUGUAUAUAUACAUAUAAGAUAUAAAUUAUAAUAUGUAUAAUAUAUUAAAUACAUUAUACAUCAAUAUUUUUUUCAAAUUUUUUGUUCUGUGCAAUGAGAUACUCUUGAAAAGAGCUUCACGUGAUUUAUGCAAAUUGAAAAAGGGACAAACACGAAUUUAUACGUAUGUAAAAAACAAAUUCAUUGACAAAAUAUGUUAUAUAUCACAAAUAAGCUAAAUUUUGAUACAUGUGUUAUUUUUAGUUAGAUUUAUAUAUCUAUCCCUUCCAAAAUGAGCUGUGAAGAAUGCCUCUCUCUUUCAAUAAUUUUCAUUAUCUUUUUGUCAGUACGAGAUAGUUUUAGUCGAUUAAUGCUUUAAGCAUAGGCGUGAAUCGACAUGUAGUGCGAUAAAUUUUAUGUCCGUUAAUUUAACAGUCAUUACGUCCAGACAGUUCUUAUGGAAUUCUAUCAGGAAUUUAUGCUAUAGUCGUGGGACGAUGCCACCUUGUGUGCAAAGUGCGAUUAAUUCUGGAGGAAAAUAUCGUACGGUAUCUUGUACAUUUACGGGUGAAGUACCGCUAGUCGCACACGGGCACACACGCAUACGCGUCGUACACAUACCCGUGCAUGCGCAGCGUGUAUACGUAUUACAAGCGCACACGGUGCACGUGUAUGGAAAGGAAAGAGGGAAACGACGGAAGAGCGGCUAGAAAGGAGAACAGGACGGAGAGGGAAAGAGGAAGAAGAGUGUAAAACUGGAGGAAAAUAGAAAAAAGAGUGAGAUCCGGCCGCGCGGAGGAGAGCGUGAGGAUCAAGAGGAGAAGACGAGCAUGGACCGAGACUAUGCCGAGUACGUAGCGCAUCCAAGAGAGAUACCUAGAUAAUCAGUUAUCGAGGAAGAAACGAAGAAUGCAUACCGAAGAAAGCAGGGACGGAUUGCCCGAUUAGAUAUCCAUCUUAAACUCUUCUGACUCGAGUCGUGAAUAAAAUUAUUUAUUACAGGAAUGGAAAUUUUAAAAAAGACGUCUUAUAUAUCGCGAAUAAUGCAGGCGCAAUCGGUAUUGCUUUCAAAAUGACAUUUCUUAAUAUGUAUUUCACAAGUACACUUUAGAAUUUUGGUAAAUAGUGUACUAAUUGAUUAGAUUAAUUAAGAUAUUGAUUAAAUUUUUUUCUUCGUAGGCGUUACUUAUUCCGUGCGAUAAUCUAAAUUGCUGAUUUCACCCGUGUUUUGUAGGAACAAAAAAAGCAACAGAAGUAGCUAGCACCGCCCCUGUCAACAACCCUAUCCCCUCCGGAUAGCGUUCGCAAAGCCGGUCGACCGUCAUCUCGUCUUGUUUCCUUCUUUCUUUUUCUUCCUCUUUGUUUCUCUCACCUUCUCGGAGUUCUCGGGCCGCCACCGCAUGGAGGUGGGGAUCCGCACACCCUGACCCACAAGUAGGCCCUGAUCUCUACCCAGUUGGUGCUCGUCAAACGAGCCGAGGCAGGCGAUGUGGGUUCGUACAACGCAACAUUGUGAACGUCGUUGAACUCUCCCGACGGUGAAGAGAGGCAGUUUGACACGCACGUGAUCGAGACCACGCGAAUAAGACAGUGCACCUCUUGGAGACAAUUUCCUUCUUUCUUUCUCUCUUUUUUUCUCUUUCUUUUUUCAUUGUUUCUCCCGAUCGAAGAAACAAACGGAGACGGCUAGAGGGAGGCUGAAGAUGAUAUUGAGAGCUGCCCCCGGGGGCAUCGUCCUUUUGCUCGCGCUCAUCGGGUUAGUUGGCGCGCAGGAUGAUGAUUCCUUGGCUAGUACUUUCCUGUCAGGCUUCUUAAAUUCUUUAACGAGCACGGCGAAGAUUGCUGACUGUCCGGGAGUAUGCGUGCACGCGUGGGCGUCGAUAAUGUGCGACGAUGUCCUCGAGGACGUGCAAUGUCCUGCGGCGAGUAUGCGAUGCUGCCUGCAGGAUCCGAUAAAUAGUACCUCGUCCGAAAACGCGAUCGACGACGAGGAGCCCACUUCGACCACGUCCACGACGGUCGUCAAGACCACGACGAUUUCUACGACGCCCCCGACAACUACAACGAUGCUCAGCACGUCGACUUCCGUCUCUUCGGCAAAAACUACACCGGAAAGCUAUAACGAGACGAGCGACAAGUCAUUAACGAAAGCUUGUUCGGGCAUUUGUAUGGCUGCGAGAAUCGCCGAUUAUUGCGAUGCCGUGCUGGUGAUAGAUACCCUCUGCAAGCCGGGCUACAAGUGCUGCGUAUCCAGGGACGCCUUCGGGGACUCUCCACCACCCGAGCUCCUGGUGAUCGACCGCCUGAACUCCUCCCGUUAUGACGAGAAGAAUGGUGGCGGAGCCUCCAGUAAGGUUUCGUUCCCGUUGACGACGACGCGGCCGAAUACGUCGACGAGCGUCUCUGCAACUGCCACCGCGGUUGCGACGACGAUGACGACCAUGACGACGACGACGUCCACAAUGAUGGCUGCUACCAGGCAGCCAUCAACGGCAACGACGAUGACGAGGCCGAAGCCGGUGCCGUUCAAACCGUGCAAAGGAAAAUGCACGAGCGGGUUACCCGCCCUCUUCUGCGAGAAUAUCGACGUCGACGCGGAUUGUCCCCCCGACGACUCCGUGUUGACGGUUUGCUGUAUCAGCGAACCGCUAUCGCAAAAACCGGAAACGACAACGACGAUUCGGCCAUCCACGAAAGCUCCUCAACCGAAGCUACCGCCGUGCCCUGGUUUUUGCCUGUUGACUCUCAUGGCAGCUUUCUGCGAGCGACCGAAUGUGAUUAUAGCGAAAACGUCGACCUGCCAGUCCGGCUCCAUCUGCUGUGAUAAUACAAAAAGUCCGCCACAGACGCCGAGACCAAGACCGAGACCCACGCCGCGACCGCCGACGACAGUAUCGUCACCGCCGGAUCCACGUCCGGACUGUCCCGGUUCCUGCAUCGUAUCCUAUUUGUCGUUCACCUGUUUCAGAAACGCCGAGCUGACGAGCUUGUUCAAGUGCAAGAAACAGGGACACCAAUGCUGCGCGCCGAAAUCUCUGAUAAGGGAAUUCCACGGUGGAAAUUCUACGGAGCCGGUUCUGACCAACAGAAACGACACGUUCCAUGUUACCUCGCGACCUUACACCACCCCGCUCCCUACGUCAUAUGAGACGACGACGGUCACCACCACCACCACCACCACCACCACCACCAUUAGAAGUCCGGUAUACAGUAAAUACGUUUGUGGCGUGAAAGGAACCUCACGCGGUCCGAUUCAAGCACGGAGCUCUGAGAGAGUCGCGCGUGUGGUAGGUGGUGAGGACGCGGAUGCUAACGAGUGGUGUUGGCAGGUCGCUUUGAUAAACUCCCUCAACCAGUACCUAUGUGGAGGAGCGCUGAUAGGGACGCAGUGGGUCCUCACGGCUGCGCAUUGCGUCACGAACAUCGUGAGGUCCGGCGACGCGAUCUACGUGAGGGUAGGCGAUCACGAUCUCACCCGUAAGUACGGAAGCCCGGGUGCUCAGACCUUGCGCGUCGCGACAACGUACAUCCACCACAAUCACAACAGCCAGACACUCGAUAACGAUAUCGCUUUGCUGAAACUUCACGGUCAAGCGGAGUUGAAAGAUGGAGUUUGUCUGGUUUGCUUGCCGGCACGGGGUGUCAGUCAUACCGCUGGCAAAAGGUGUACGGUUACUGGUUACGGAUACAUGGGAGAAGCCGGUCCUAUACCCCUUCGAGUACGCGAAGCGGAGAUACCGAUCGUCAGCGAUGCUGAAUGCAUAAGAAAAGUGAACGCCGUGACUGAGAAAAUCUUCAUUCUACCAGCCAGCAGUUUCUGUGCUGGCGGCGAGCAGGGAAAUGAUGCGUGUCAGGGCGAUGGUGGAGGUCCUCUGGUAUGCCAAGACGACGGCUUCUACGAACUGGCUGGCCUGGUGUCUUGGGGAUUCGGCUGCGGUCGUCAAAACGUGCCGGGAGUGUACGUAAAGGUCUCCUCAUAUAUCGGUUGGAUAAAUCAGAUCAUAUCGGUGAAUAAUCUCUAGCUUAUUUCUUGGAUAUUACGGUCAAAUAUAUUUAUAAUCUAUAUAUGUUUAUUUAUUGAUUGACGGAACAUUGUAGUACCUUCACGCGCUUGAUGAUUCAUAGUGCACUAUGUUACGUAUAUAGUAGAGGUGAAAAGAUGUAGACAUAUAGAGAUAAGCUCAGAAUUGGUUACGUAUACGUAUUGACAUUACAAGCACACUCGUUAAAAUAUAUAUUAUAGCUUAUAUAUUUCAAUUACGAAAGAAAGAAAAAAUUGGAUUGUUUCCUUUUCUUAUCUGCACGAUAAUAAUAAUUGGUAUGUAUAUAAA